AUUGAUUCGAUUAAGAUGAUCGAUUUGUUAUCAUUAAAUGCUACCUUUAUUAAAUUUUAUCAAUCCAAGCUGAGCUGAGAAAGGAAUUCAUUAAUUCUGGAAUUUUGAGCUGAAGUGUAAUUACUUAUUGUCUUGCUAAUAAUCUAAAGCUUUUAAUGGUGGUGGCAAUAAUAAAACUCUAGCAUAUAAUAUGAUAUAUAGAGAUCUUCCACCAAUAAAUUAUAUCUAAUUCCAAUAUUGUUUCAACUUCUAGAGGGAGUUUUAGUUAAAAUAUUUAAAAAAAAAAGACACACACAUUAACAAUCCAUACAUUAUUUAGCUGAUAAAGUAAUUUAAAGGGAGACCCUUUCAAAUUAUAUUAAUGAAUGAAUAAUCUUCAUGAGUAUUUUAAAAAUAAGAUCGAUCCCAUUUAUUCUUUUAAAGACAGCAAGAUUGAAAUAAUAAAUGAUUUAAAAUCUGAAAUAAAUAAAGAAUCUUUUGGUUUUACUUAAGCAAUUUUAAGAGAAUUGCUGAAAGUUGAAUUACCAAAAGUAAUGAGUCCGGAAAAGUUUUUAAGUCUUAAACCUGAG
Paramecium sonneborni is the source of this 569-nucleotide messenger RNA. Lineage: Eukaryota; Ciliophora; Oligohymenophorea; Peniculida; Parameciidae. The record is from the annotation of a GenBank genome assembly.